This is a messenger RNA of Miscanthus lutarioriparius, 3513 nucleotides long. NCBI's taxonomy places the organism in Eukaryota, Viridiplantae, Streptophyta, Magnoliopsida, Poales, Poaceae. The record is from the annotation of a GenBank genome assembly.
AUGGCUAGCGCUAGUGGGGAGGAGAAGGCGGCAGGGCGCGUGGCGCUGCAUCGGCUGUUCGCGUUCGCGGACACGACGGACGCCGCGCUCAUGGCCGUGGGCGCCGUCGCCGCGGUGGCGAACGGGAUGGCGCAGCCGCUCAUGACCUUCAUCUUGGGCGACGUCAUUGAUGCCUUCGGCUCCGGAACCACCGACGGCGUCGUACACAGGGUCGUCCAGGUGAUAAUGAACUUUGUUUAUCUUGCCAUUGGAUCAGGAGUAACUUCAACCCUCCAGGUAUCAUGUUGGACAAUUACUGGAGAAAGACAGGCGGCACGAAUCAGAGCCUUGUAUCUCAGGGCAAUUCUGCGACAGGAUAUUGCAUUUUUUGACAUGGAAAUGAGUGCUGGGCAAGCGGUUGAGAGGAUGGCAGGGGACACAUUCCUCAUUCAAGAUGCCAUUGGAGAAAAGUUGUUGACAGGACUCUCCACCCGAAUACAAGCAAACUAUGGUGAUGCUGGAAAUGUUGUGGAGCAAACUCUCGGUGCCAUUAGGACGGUUGUUUCAUUCAAUGGAGAGAAUCAGGCUAUAACAAAAUAUAACACGUUCAUAAGAAAGGCAUAUCAAUCUUCUCUGCAAGAAAGUGUUGUAAAUGGCCUUGGAUUUGGUUUAAUAAUGGCAAUCUUAUUUUCAAGUUAUGGGUUGGCUGUUUGGUAUGGAUCUAAACUGAUAGUUGAGCGAGGUUAUAAUGGUGGCAUGGUCAUUUCUGUUAUCAUGGCUAUCAUAAUGGGAGCAAUGUCCUUAGGUCAGACAACACCAUCAGUAACAGCUUUCGCAGAGGGUCAAGGAGCAGCAUAUAGAAUGUUCAAGAUAAUUGAACGCACGCCAGAUAUUGAUAUAGAUGAUACCACAGGUAUCAUAUUGGAGGAUAUCAAGGGUGAUGUUGAACUGAAGGACGUGUACUUCAGCUAUCCCACCAAGCCUGAACAUUUGAUUUUUGAUGGAUUCUCGUUGCAAGUACCAAGUGGAACAACUAUGGCCCUAGUUGGUGACAGUGGCAGUGGGAAAUCAACCGUAAUCAGUUUGGUGGAAAGGUUCUAUGAUCCACAGGCUGGAGAAGUCUUGAUUGAUGGGGUUGACAUUAGAAGAAUGAAGCUUGGAUGGAUGAGAGGAACAAUUGGUCUUGUCAGCCAAGAACCAGUGUUAUUCUCAACUACAAUAAGGGAAAACAUUGCCUACGGAACAGAAAAACUAACGCUUGAAGAGAUCAAGAGAGCAAUAGAGCUUGCUAAUGCUGCUAUAUUCAUUGACAAGUUACCAAAUGGUCUUGACACAAUGGUCGGGGAACAUGGAACUCAACUGUCUGGAGGGCAGAAACAAAGAAUAGCAAUUGCUAGAGCAAUCAUAAAGAACCCUAAGAUCUUACUACUGGAUGAAGCAACCAGUGCGUUGGAUAUGGAAUCGGAGCGGGUAGUUCAAGAAGCAUUGAAUAGGAUAAUGGUUGAAAGGACAACAAUUGUUGUUGCUCAUCGCCUAAGCACGGUGAAGAAUGCUGAUGUGAUAUCUGUCCUACAGCACGGGAAGAUGGUGGAACAAGGUUCACAUGUUGACCUGAUGAAGAUACCUGGAGGUGCUUACUCUCAGCUGAUUCAUCUACAUGAGACUCAACAAGAGGCAGAAAACGUCCACCCUGAUAUGAAAAUUACAAACAGUUUUGGCUCCAGAUCUAUUGAUAGCAAACCAAGGAAAGAAGCUACAGACAAAGUGUCUAGCUCUCAGAAGAAAGCUUCGAUUGGCAGACUCUUCCAUCUGAACAAGCCAGAAACUUUUGUUCUUGCACUUGGUUCUAUAACUGCUGCCAUGCAUGGUAUUAUGUUUCCUAUAUAUGGCAUAUUGAUUUCAACUGCGAUAAAGGUGUUCUAUGAGCCACCUGAAGAACUACUGAAGGAUUCCAGAUUCUGGGCAAGCAUGUUUGCUGUGCUAGGCGCUUGCACAUUUGUUUUGAUUCCAAUAGAGUACUUCCUGUUUGGACUAGCAGGUGGAAAGCUUGUGGAGCGCAUACGUUCAAUGACGUUCCGAAGUAUAAUGCGCCAAGAAAUCAAUUGGUUCGAUAAACCAGAACACUCGAGUGGAUCAAUUUGUGCAAGGCUAUCGACUGAUGCUCUGAAUCUGAAGCGACUAGUUGGAGACAAUUUAGUACUUAAUGUCCAGACUGCAUCAACUAUCAUAUCAGGCUUCACCAUAGCAAUGGUGGCAAACUGGAAGCUGGCACUGAUUAUCACAGUUGUGAUCCCUUUUGUGGCUUUCCAAACCUAUGCUCAGAUAGUGUUCCUGAAAGGUCUCAAUAGUAAUGCAAAGUUGAGGUAUGAAGAAGCAAGUCAAGUAGCAACUGAUGCAGUUGGUGGCAUCAGAACUGUAGCGUCUUUUUCUGCUGAAAACAAGGUGGUGGACGCCUAUGAGAAGAAGUGUAAAUCUCCAAGAAGGCAAGGGAUAAAGGAAGGUGUUGUUGGUGGCUUGGGGUUUGGCUUCUCAUUCCUUGCUUUCUACCUCACGUAUGCUCUGUGCUUCUAUGUUGGUGCAAAGUUUGUUCAGCAAGGAACAGCAACAUUUCCAGAAGUGUUUAGGGUUUUCUUCGUAUUAGCUUUAGCUACAGGUGGGGUCUCGCGAACAAGUGCAGUUGGGGCAGACAGCGCCAAGGCUAAUGAUUCAGCCAUCUCUAUCUUUGAAAUUCUUGACCAUAAGCCUAAGAUCGAUUACAGCAGCGAGGAUGGUGUGACCAUCACAAGUGUGAGGGGUGACAUUGAUUUCCAGAAAGUCUGCUUCAAGUAUCCAUUGAGACCGAAUGUUCAAAUCUUCAAGGAUUUGUCAUUGAGAAUUCCUUCUGGAAAGACUGUUGCACUGGUAGGAGAGAGUGGAAGCGGGAAGUCGACGGUGAUUGCCCUACUCGAAAGGUUCUAUGACCCAGAAUCUGGUAAGAUCUUUCUUGACGAUGUGGAACUUCAGGCCCUCAAAGUUAGCUGGCUUCGACAGCAAGUUGGGCUUGUUGCACAAGAGCCAGUGUUAUUCAAUGACACAAUCCGCGCCAACAUAGCGUAUGGGAAGCAAGGGGGAGUAUCUGAAGAAGAGGUCAUUGCUGCUGCUGAAGCAGCCAAUGCGCACACGUUCAUCGCCGCACUGCCUGAUGGGUACAACACCAUCGUUGGUGAAAGAGGGAGCCAAUUGUCAGGUGGGCAGAAGCAGCGUGUUGCCAUCGCAAGGGCCAUCAUAAAGGACCCCAAGUUACUACUGCUGGACGAGGCCACAAGUGCGCUAGAUGCCGAGUCAGAGCGAAUGGUUCAAGAGGCGCUCGACCAGGUGAUGGUUGGUAGAACCACCGUGGUGGUGGCACAUCGCUUAUCAACAAUCAGAGGUGCAGAUAUCAUCGCUGUUUUGAAGAACGGGGCAGUUUUGGAGAAAGGUAGGCAUGAAGAACUAAUGCAUGUAAAGGAUGGAACCUAUGCCACACUUGUUGAGCUCAGUUCUAGUUCUGCAUGA